Molecule: messenger RNA, 1559 nt
Organism: Arachis duranensis
Lineage: Eukaryota; Viridiplantae; Streptophyta; Magnoliopsida; Fabales; Fabaceae
Product: leucine-rich repeat extensin-like protein 6
Exons: 1
Coding region: 120-1403 (427 amino acids)
Molecular function (GO): protein binding
Source: RefSeq, a predicted model, not a curated record
AUAGUUAAGACUUAAGAGAGAACUUAACCCCACCACUGAAUGUAGCAACUAUUUGGAGUACCUUACAACCCACCUUCCAUUCCAUUUCCUUCACUCUCCUCUUCCCUGCUUUGUCAAACAUGUUGCCAAACAAGGCCUGCCUUCUCGCUUUCCUCCUCCUCCUCCGGAGUACCAUCCAUUUAACCGCAGCCAUUGGUGUCUCUGUUGGGGUUGGUGGUGGUUUUGGAGUAGGCGUGGGCAUUGGCAAUGGCAAUGGCAAUGUUGGCAAUGGCAACACCCCAUCAGAGCCUCCCUCAUCAAAGUUGGAGAGUGCCUACAAAGCUCUCCAGGCAUGGAAAUCAGCCAUCUCCGAUGACCCUCUCAAGCUUCUAGAUUCAUGGGUUGGUCCUAAUGUCUGCUCCUACAAAGGAGUGUUCUGUUCACCCCCUCAAGACGAUGAAAUCUCUUCUCUUUCAACAUCUACUGCCACCGCCAACGUUGUAGUUGCAGGAAUCGACCUCAACCAUGCAAAUCUCCAAGGAACUCUCGUCAAAGAACUCUCUUUACUGGUUGACAUGUCUCUUCUUCACCUCAAUAGUAACAGGUUCAGUGGCACAGUUCCCGACACAUUCAAAGACCUCGUUUCUCUGGAAGAACUGGACCUCAGCAACAACCACCUCUCUGGUCCAUUCCCCAUUGUUACUCUCUACAUGCCAAGCCUCCUUUACUUGGACCUCAGAUUCAACUUAUUCUCAGGUCAACUCCCUGAUGAACUCUUCAACAGGAAGCUGGAUGCCAUAUUCCUCAACAACAACCAAUUCCAAGGUGAGAUCCCUCAGAGCUUGGGAAAUUCACCAGCAUCGGUGAUCAAUCUGGCUAACAACAAGCUCAGUGGGAACAUUCCAACAAGUUUUGGGCUCAUGGGGAAUAAGCUCAAAGAGGUUCUGUUCCUCAACAACCAGCUAACAGGUUGCAUCCCUGAAGGGGUGGGUCUGUUUGAUGAACUUGAAGUGUUUGAUGUGAGCUUCAAUUCACUCAUGGGGCACUUGCCAGACACAAUAUCAUGCUUGCAAGACAUUGAGGUUCUCAAUCUGGGACACAACAAGCUCUCAGGAGAGUUAUCUGAUGUGAUCUGCUCCUUGACAAGUUUGGUGAACCUCACCGUUGCUUACAACUUCUUCUCUGGUUUGAGCCAGCAAUGCAGCAGGCUUUUCAACAUUGGCUUUGAUUUCUCAGGAAACUGCAUUCCUGGUAGAGACAUGCAGAGACCUCAACCAGAGUGUUCUGUUAUUCCAGGUGGCACCCUCAAUUGCCUUAGAAUCCCUACUCCAAGGCCUCUUGUUUGUGCUUCUUUGCCUCGAAUCAUCUUCACCAAUAAUAUGCAAUCAUCCUCACAACAUACUUCUUCUUCUUCAUAUCCUUGACUCAUUCAAUUACAGGUUCGCUUUGGAUUUUUCCAUUAAUUUAAUUCAAAGACCUGCUAAUUUUAUUCUUCCAUGGACGAUGAUUCACUAGUACACUGUACACACAUAUAUUAUUUGAUAUUAUAUUAGUAAAAUUUUCUUGAUUUUGAGGUCAAA